Oncorhynchus mykiss (rainbow trout) is the source of this 6826-nucleotide messenger RNA. Its product is annotated as kinesin-like protein KIF21A. Gene Ontology annotation, cellular component: microtubule associated complex. NCBI's taxonomy places the organism in Eukaryota, Metazoa, Chordata, Actinopteri, Salmoniformes, Salmonidae. Gene Ontology annotation, molecular function: microtubule binding; ATP binding; microtubule motor activity. Gene Ontology annotation, biological process: mitotic spindle organization; microtubule-based movement; spindle elongation. The record is from RefSeq and is a predicted model, not a curated record.
GAGGCGUGUGUCCCUCUCUCAUCCAAAGAGCCUGGAAGCAAACGAGCCGCAAAAGCGACUGGAUUUAACGCAACAGCAUUGACGCUCCAACAGAAUGCCGACAAAGAAUGCAUUCUAGCUGGAAAUGCAAGGGGGCACCAAACAGGCACAGUAUUUUAUUGAAAAUCUCUAUUAUGCUUAUAAUAAUCUGAAAUAUGGCUGAAGUGAAGUCGAGGUGAGUUGCUCUGUUGCUCAGACAACUUGCUCUCAGGAGCUGCGCACUCAUCUCCAUCCCGUUUUGUCGGAUGAAAAUAAACGGACAGAUAGCCUACACUCGUUUUUGUUCUUCUAUCAAUCGAUAAUCACUCAACUGUGGAAUCAUGUCAAUGGGACAGGACGAAAGCUCAGUCCGGGUGGCUUUGAGGAUCCGUCCUCAACUGGCACGGGAGAAGAUUGAGGGAUGUCACAUCUGUACGUUUGUGACCCCUGGGGAGCCCCAGGUGAUGCUGGGUAAAGACAAGGCGUUUACAUACGACUAUGUGUUCGACAUGGACUCCUGUCAGGACAGCAUCUAUGCUGACUGCACUGAGAAACUGAUCGAGGGCUGCUUCGAAGGAUACAACGCCACCAUCUUUGCCUACGGCCAGACGGGGUCAGGUAAGACGUACACCAUGGGUACAGGGUUUGACGUGAACAUCGGGGAGGAGGAGCUGGGCAUUAUUCCCCGGGCAGUCACCCACCUCUUCAGGGGCAUCGAGCAGCGCCAGCAGGCUGCUAAAGAGCAGGGACGUCCCAUGCCUGAGUUCAAGAUCAACGCACAGUUCCUGGAGCUUUACAAUGAGGAGGUGCUGGAUCUGUUUGACUCUACGAGGGACCUGGAGGCUCGGACGCAGAAAUCCCACAUUAAGAUCCACGAGGAUGCUAAUGGAGGAAUCUACACAGUGGGGGUGACCACACGGACUGUAGCCUCCGAGGCAGAGAUGAUGCAGUGUCUGAAGCUGGGUGCUCUAUGUCGUACCACGGCCAGCACCCAGAUGAAUGUCCAGAGCUCCCGUUCUCAUGCCAUCUUCACCAUUCACCUGUGCCAAGUCAGAGUCUGUGCAUCCGACAAUCAGGACAACAACGAGACGGACAACAAGGUUGCUAACGGCAACUCAGAGAUGGAAGAGUAUGAGACACUGACGGCCAAGUUUCACUUUGUGGACCUAGCCGGGUCAGAGAGACUGAAGAGAACAGGGGCGACCGGAGACCGAGCUAAGGAGGGAAUCUCCAUCAACUGUGGACUGCUUGCUCUUGGAAAUGUAAUCAGUGCUUUGGGAGACCGAAGCAAGCGAUCCACACAUGUGCCUUACAGAGACUCCAAACUCACCCGGCUUCUACAGGACUCCUUGGGUGGAAAUAGCCAAACGAUGAUGAUAGCGUGCAUCAGCCCGUCUGACCGGGACUUUAUGGAGACCCUGAAUGCACUGAAGUAUGCCAACAGAGCCAGGAACAUUAAGAACAAGGUGAUGGUGAACCAGGACAAGGCCUCCCAGCAGAUCUCUGCUCUCAGGACAGAGAUCGCCAGGCUACAGAUGGAACUCAUGGAGUACAGGACGGGUAAGCGUAUGGUGGGUGAGGACGGUAUGGAGAGCAUCAACGACAUGUUCCAUGAGAACAGCAUGCUGCAGACAGAGAACAGCAACCUGAGGAUCAGGGUCAAGGCCAUGCAGGAGACCAUUGACGCACAGAGGGCCAGACUCACACAGUACCUCAGUGACCAGGCCAACCAGGUCCUGGCCAGGGCAGGUGAAGGUGAGGGGAGUGAAGAGAUUGGGAACAUGAUCCAGAGCUACAUCAAAGAGAUUGAGGAUCUCAGAGCCAAACUCCUGGAGAGUGAAUCUGUGAAUGAGAACCUUCGUAAGAACCUGUCCCGUGUCUCUUCACGGCAGUCUUUUUACCCCGGAACCUUCUCCCCUGCCCUCCUGGCCCCCGAGAAGGAGGCCUCCGACAUCAUCGAGAUGGCAAAGAAAGACCUGGAAAAACUCAAGAAGAAGGAGAGGAAGAAGAAGAAGAGUGUUGUCAAGGAGGAAGUCCCCGACAACGACCAAGACAAUGGGACAGAAAAAGAGCUGACUGAGCGGUCCAAUGAGGAGCCUGAGACGGAGGGGCAGGAGGGGAGUGACCACGAGGAAGAGGACGAUGAGGAAGAGGAGGAGAUGGAUGUGGAGGAGAGCUCUGAUGAUUCAGACUCGGAAUCAGAUGAGAAAGAAAACUUCCAGGCGGACCUGGCCAACAUUACAUGUGAAAUUGCCAUCAAGCAGAAGCUGAUCGACGAGCUGGAGAACAGCCAGAGGCGUCUGCACACGCUCAAGCAGCAGUACGAACAGAAACUGAUGAUGCUGCAGAGCAAGAUCAGAGACACACAGCUGGAGAGGGACAAGGUGCUGCAGAACAUGGGCUCGGUGGAGACGUGCAACGACGAUAAGGCUAAGAAGAUCAAGCAGGGGUAUGAGAAGAAGCUAAGUCUCAUGAAUAAGGAGCUACAGAAGCUACAGUCAGCCCAGAAGGAACACACACGCCUCCUCAAGAACCAAUCAAAGUACGAGACACAGCUCAAGAAGCUCCAACUGGACGUCACGGAGAUGAAGAAGACAAAGGUUCGUCUGAUGAAGCAGAUGAAGGAGCAGCAGGAGAAGAACAGAAGGACAGAGUCCAGGAGGAGCAGAGAGAUCGCCAGCCUCAGGAAGGACCAGCGCAAACAGGAGCACCAGCUGAAGCUACUGGAGGCCCAGAAGAGACAACAGGAGCUCAUACUGCGUAGGAAGACUGAGGAGGUAACUGCACUGAGGAGGCAGGCCAGACCUAUGUCUGGUAAGGUGACCAGCAGGAAGGUGAGUUUACCAGAGGCCCUCCAGGACUCCUCCCACCGACCCCCCUCAGGACGCUUGCAAUCCUCUGGAUCCACCGCACCUAACGGAACCAGGUCCUACUACAGACGGUCAACGGGCAUAUAUUCCACCAGAGUGGCCAAAGUGAAGUGGCAGUCUCUGGAGCGCCGUAUCUCUGAUGUCAUCAUGCAGAGGAUGACCAUAUCCAACAUGGAGGCCGACAUGAACCGCCUGCUCAAGCAACGUGAGGAGCUGACCAAGAGGAGGGAGAAGGUGACCAGAAAGAGGGACAGGCUGGCGGGGGAGGGGUCUGAGGAAGAGAAGGUGGUGUUUCCCCUCAACGAGGAAGUGGACACCCUGAUGGCCAACAUCGAUUACAUCAACGACAGCAUCGCAGACUGCCAGGCCAACAUUAUGCAGAUGGAGGAGGCCAAGGAGGAGGUUGACACGGUGGAUGUGUCCGCAGUGAUCAGCUCCUGCACCCUAACAGAAGCCCGUUUCCUGAUGGACCACUUUAUUUCUAUGGCCAUCAACAAGGGUCUGCAGGCAGCCCAGAAGGAGUCCCAGGUGAAGGUGAUGGAGGGCAGGCUGAAGCAGACAGAGAUCACCAGCGCCACUCAGAACCAGCUGCUGUUCCACAUGCUGAAAGAGAAAGCAGAGUUUAACCCCGAACUGGAUGCCCUGCUGGGGAAUGCUCUACAAGAGCUAGGUAACAUGCCAGUGGAGAAUGGGGAUGACAGCAGCAGUGACGAAUUCACCCAGAGUCCUGCAACAGACGGACACUCUCUGACAUCAGAUCUAAUGAAACUCUGUGGAGAGGCCAAAACAAGGAGCAAGGCUCGUAGGAGAACCACCACUCAGAUGGAGCUGCUCUACGCCAAAAGUGACUCCGUCCCUGACACGCCUUCUGCCGAUUUCUCCUCCCCCUGUCUCCCAUUGGUUGAAACUCCAGAAGAGGGCAGAGAUCCUGAGACCCCCAUUGGCUCGUCAGUCAGGGACAGGGACUAUAUGGCUCAUUCUCCCGGCUUGUCCUCUAAGAUGGGCAGCAUACCUGCCUCCUCCUCAGGGGCGGAAAAAAGAGUUCCAGAGCCCUCGCCGCUCUCUCGCAGGAAGACCUAUGACAAGACACAAUUGGCGGCUAAGGUCAAGGAGAUCAAACAAGGGGUGAUCAACCCAGUGCCUUCCUCAAAGGGCAGUCGGUCAGCAACACUGCAGUGUGUCCACGUGGCUGAGGGUCACACUAAAGCCGUGCUGUGUGUUGACUCUACCGAUGACCUCCUCUUCACCGGCUCCAAAGACCGUACGUGUAAGGUGUGGAACCUAGUGACAGGUCAGGAGAUCAUGUCCCUGACAGGUCACCCUAACAAUGUGGUGUCAGUCCGCUACAGCUCCAGCCUGGUCUUCACCGUCUCCACCUCCUACAUCAAGGUCUGGGACAUCCGAGACUCAGCCAAGUGCAUCCGCACCCUCACGUCUUCUGGUCAGGUGACCCCGGGCGACGCCUGUGCGUCUAGCACCAACCGGACUGUCACCAUCCCGGCAGGAGAGAACCAGAUCAACCAGAUCGCACUCAACCCCAGCGGCUCUGUCCUGUACGCCGCCGCCGGUAACUCUGUCAGAGUCUGGGACCUAAGAAGAUUUGUAUCCACAGGGAAGCUGACUGGUCACCUGGGUCCAGUCAUGUGUCUGACUGUGGACCAGAGUGGGAACGGUCAGGAUCUGGUAAUCAGCGGAUCCAAGGACCAUUACAUCAAGCUGUUUGACGUGACAGAGGGGGCCCUGGGUGCUAUCAGCCCCACACACAACUUUGAGCCUCCCCACUACGAUGGCAUCGAGUCCUUGGUGGUGCAGGGGGACGUCCUCUUCAGCGGCUCCAGGGACAACGGCAUUAAGAAGUGGGACCUAGACCGCAAAGACUUACUGCAGCAAGUGCCCAACGCCCAUCGUGACUGGGUGUGUGCCCUGGGUGUGGUGCCUGGCUCUCCGGCCCUGCUGAGCGGCUGUAGAGGAGGGGUGCUCAAGCUGUGGCACGCAGACACACUGGGGGCCCUUGGGGAACUCAAGGGCCACGAGAGCCCCAUCAACGGCAUCUCCACCAAUAGCAGCCACCUCUUCACAGCAUCUGAUGAUCGAACAGUGAAGAUCUGGCGUGCCCGGGGCGGACUCGACAGCACCUUAGACACGACGGUGGACACAGCUGAUGAGGUGGCCAGUAACUGAACAUGGCCGGGACCUCCCACCGUGACCCUAAACCUGGGAUGCUGCUGACUAGCACUUUGACCUCUGACCCUUAGCCUUGGAAACCACCCACAGCCCCCACAUACUAUAACCAAGACAACAGUCCCCAAGAAUGGAAUCUUAUCUCAGCAAAAGUAGCUGUAGUCGUUUUCCAGAAUGAGAUACUGUAGAUUUAUCCCUAGAAAAAUGUCUCCCUAGCUAAAUGUAUCUAGUCUAACCUGUGUGGCCAUAGCACUGGCCUGUGCAGAAUAAACCCUAUUUUUGCUUCAUAGACAUCCUUCCGUCUCCGCUCGUAUCAAGUAUUGAGUGAGCCCACACACACACACACACACACAAACACAAACACAAAUAGAGGCAGAUCUUGAGUGUUUUUCUGUGCUGGGGGAGUGGUGUGGAAAUUAGAUGAGAGGAAAGUAAAGACCGGGCUUUGUCGCAGGCCUUCAAGACCCGGACCUGGUUCUCGGACCAGACCCGGACCAGCAAAGGAAGAGAAGCCUUUCUUCUGCAUUGUAAGCAGAACCACUGUCCUCAUCCCUGCUGUCCCUUACGUGAUAUCAACGUGGCUUUACGUGAACUGACACCCACUUAAGUCGCUCGGUUUUGAUGUUCUUUUGCUUUGAAUUCAGCACCCGCUUUCCAUGGGUGACCAAAUCAUGAAACUUCUCUUGUACUUUACCUGUGAACUGGAUACUGUACAUUAACUAACACUACUCUUGUAGCCACUAGCAAAACACCUUCAGUCACCUCUCUGCUUCCUUAGUCUUUACACUUAGUCCUUCCUUACUCUCUAUGUGCAAAUACAAUGUCUCUUUGAGGAUACACUGACUCUCUUCACUCGUCCACUACUCGUCAUUUAGCAAUUGUUUGAUUUUCCACUUGAUGCUAUUCCCUCUAAUAAGUUAAUAACUAACCUAAUGCCCUUGCUGCUAAGUUGUUUGCUCACCUAUGACCCAUAGAGGGCUUCUGUUCUGGACUCCAGGUGAGAUACACUUGGUAACCGUAGUUACAUACUUUAUAUAAGAGUCUGAAGUGAGGGGAAGAGAGGGAGCCUUUUAUCUGUGCCUGUACUGUAAAGCUCUCCCAAUCCUGGUCUGGGAAGACCUCUCUGUACGGUGGUUUAUCGUGUUUGUGUCAGUUUUGCUGUACAUUUCAACUGGCCUAUUUGUGAUUGGUGUGAGCUGAACUAACUGUCAAAUUAUGUAUCGGAUCCACUGUCUGCUGGGACUAUUGAAUGUUAAAGUAGUAGGAGCAGCAGCCAACACAAUAUGUGUAUACGUAAACAGUAUUAUACAAAGAAAUAAACUGAAGGUUUGUUUUGUUGAUCACCAAAUUGCAUUCCCGAAUGGGUAACAAAUGACCAGAAUUGGGAGACUGUGUUCUAACAGCACUCAUCUCUUUUGAACAGAACCCCUCUCCCUGGCCCUGAGUCAGCCUGUUAUGUUUCCUGGGGAUGCAUCCAAAAUGGCACCCUAUUGCAUAGUGCACUACAUUUGACCAGGACCCAUGGAUGCUGUUCAGAAGUUGUGCACUAUAAAGGGAACAGGGUGCCAUUUUCAGAUGCAGCCCUGCUCUGAUUUUAUUGAAUUGUUCUGUUGAAAGAAGCUGUAUGUAUUCAAACCAGUCCUGGGUUCCCCUCUGGAGUUUUGCUGUAGAUGUCAUUCCCUAAAAUGGCUGACUCUGUACUGUAGCAGAUCUAAUGUCAGAUGCCUGGCGAAAUAAAUGUCAUCUGUCAAAAACCA